CUUUCAUGGAUAUGGAACUCACACUCUCACCCCCAACCCCAGAAUAUCGACCGCCACUGGGCCCGCUGGCAACACCACCACCUCCACAUCGCACACACGUACGAAGGCUACCCGGACUCCAACAACGCCACCGUAGACGACAUGAUGCAUUACUCGGGGAUGUACCCGGACGUUCCGGUCCGGUACGCGCUCCGAUACGGGAAUGAAAGCAACGGCUAUGACGAGGAAGGGGACGUUUUGCCGGAUGCGGAGUUGUUGGUGAGUUGAUUGGCGGUCGGGUUUUGUAUUUCGAGUGUUGGUAUUGAUGUCUUUCGAUUGGCAGUGCUAUAGAUACUCCAACUCGAUCGUUCCGGAUGUCGUUAUUACCGACCCGAGGUUGUUGAAACCGAUAUGGGAUGUGCCGACUUCGAAUGAUGAUGUUGAGGAGUUGGAAGGGCUAGGUCGGGAUCGUUGGCAGGGGCAAGAAAUUCAAGGCAGCGAUGAUGAGGGGUGGGAUGAUGGACGUCGAGGUGGGGAAGAUGAAGAUCCCGAGCAGGGUUGGGCGGGGGGUCAAGGACCUGGACGUCAAGACGACGAUGAAUGGCAAGACGGCAGCCGGACCUCCAACUCCGAUACGGACGCAUCUCGUAAACGGAGGCGCCGACCUCAACAAGCCGACGAUCAAUGGCAAGAUGAAGACCGACGUCGAGGCUCGCAACGCUUAUCCGCAUCCCGCGACUGGCGAGCCAACCUCAAUCUCGCAGCCUUCCCUUCCCCACGCGACGAUCAAUCGCGCCCAAACCAAAGCGGCCGUCCAGCUCCCGGUUUGGACGGAUCCCCACCCUGGAUGCAGGGAUCGGGACAGCCUGGUGAUGAUCAACGGCAACAGCAACAGGAACAAGAGCAGAGUGGCGGUAGAGACCCUUUCUUCGCAUCGGGCAACUGGGGCCAAGGUCAAAGUGAUAAUCAAUGGCAGGACGGCCGGGGAGGCGCGGAGCCCAACUGGACGCCUAGCUCGCAACGUCCAAGCAACAACGACCAGUGGGAUCCGACCAACAGACCGAUGGGCGGGAAUAACGACGUACCUCCCCGCGGCGGCUCGAAUGACAGUCGCGGUGGCACCCCGCAGGACGCACCGCCUCGUAGGCCCGACGGCGGCUCGAACGACGGUAGCCGAAACCCAAGCAAUACCCCGAAUACGUCCCGCGCUCCGCCCCACACCGGCCCAAGCAACGGCGGAGCACCCACACCCAGCCAAGGUCAACCCGCCUCCACCAACCCCAACGCCAACCCAUCAACCCCAAAGGACCCCAACUUCACCCCCCUCCCCUUCACCAACGGCCUCCGCCGCCGCGCAUCUUCUUCCUUCGUCAUCGGGGACGUCAUGCAGAUGUACCGGGAAAAGAAACUGCGUUCAUCAUCCGCAAACACGGCAAGUGUUGAGAAGCGUGGCGAGCACAGGUAUUUCGCGGGAUAUGGCGCGCAUGGACAUCCGACGAAUAAACACACGCCGCAUGCGUUGGAUCGGAGCGAUUACUUCAAUUUGAGGCAUCAUGGGGAGGUUUCGCGACAGGUGCGUUUUGAGGCGACAUAUACUCGAUGAUGUUUGAUAGCUGCUUGCUGAUUGAACCGCAUUGGAUGCCAUGUUUUAUUUCUAGACGAUGGAAUCGCAACACUAUAAUGAGGAGCAGAUCGCCGCCGUCCGCGAGAAGGAGGAGUUCUUUCGCGAUUUCGUGGAUGAGGUCAACAAAGGUAACGGUCUCCAUCUCCAGACAUUUCAUCAUCGCAAAAACUCAUCGUUUCUUUCGCAAAAAGUCCCAGAUUUCGUCUCAACCUGCGCCCUCCGCAACACGCAAUUCCUGAGAUACCGCCCAGCCACUGAUGAGGAUGUGGAGAGGUUGUCGACGGUCAG
Molecule: messenger RNA, 1891 nt
Organism: Fimicolochytrium jonesii
Lineage: Eukaryota; Fungi; Chytridiomycota; Chytridiomycetes; Spizellomycetales; Powellomycetaceae
Exons: 1
Coding region: 305-1582 (425 amino acids)
Source: RefSeq, a predicted model, not a curated record